Messenger RNA from Uranotaenia lowii, 1533 nucleotides. RefSeq names its product adenylate kinase (gene Ak2). Gene Ontology annotation, molecular function: ATP binding; AMP kinase activity. Gene Ontology annotation, biological process: ADP biosynthetic process. The coding region runs from base 186 to 911 and encodes 241 amino acids. NCBI's taxonomy places the organism in Eukaryota, Metazoa, Arthropoda, Insecta, Diptera, Culicidae. Gene Ontology annotation, cellular component: mitochondrion; cytoplasm. The record is from RefSeq and is a predicted model, not a curated record. The transcript has 3 exons.
CAUCGUGCGCGCUGGUGGUGCGGUCGUCGUCGGCAAAUUUCAUUUCGUGCCAGUCGCGUUUCUGCUUUCGUGCUCUUAAAAGUUCCUUUCUUGUAAAAGUGUUGGUCCGGGAAGUGGUCAGCCUGUGAGGGAAAUUUAUUCACCAAAACCUGCCGUAGAACAAUCUUCAGAAAACAUCGACAAAGAUGGCCCCGAACGCAGCAGUUCCCGUUCCCAAACCGGACCAAGAAGACCCAACCGGUAUCAAUGCUAUUCUGCUCGGACCACCCGGAUCGGGCAAGGGUACCCAGGCACCGCUUCUGAAGGAGAAAUUUUGCGUAUGCCACCUAUCGACCGGAGACAUGCUGCGGGCGGAAAUCGCAGCCGGUUCUAAGUUGGGUGCCCAGCUCAAGAAGGUCAUGGACGAGGGCAAGCUGGUGUCGGAUGAUCUGGUUGUGGACAUGAUCGACUCCAACCUGGACAAACCGGAAUGCCGCAACGGGUUCCUGCUGGAUGGGUUCCCCCGGACCGUUGUGCAAGCCGAAAAGCUGGACCAUCUGUUGGAAAAGCGGAAAACCGGUCUGGAUGCCGUGAUCGAGUUCGGCAUCGAUGAUAGUCUGCUCGUGCGCCGUAUCACCGGUCGCCUGAUUCAUCAGGCCAGUGGACGCUCCUAUCAUGAAGAGUUUGCCCCACCAAAGGUUCCAAUGACCGAUGACGUUACCGGAGAACCUCUGAUGCGACGUAGCGACGAUAAUGCCACUGCCCUGGUCAAACGACUUGACGCGUACCACAAACAAACGAAACCACUGGCCGAUUACUACGCUCUGCGUGGACUGCACUUCCGAGUUGACGCUGCCCAGAGCGCUUCCAGAGUGUUCGAAAACAUCGACAGUAUCUUCACCAAGCAACGGAAAUCACGACUCGGACUGUAAACUCAUCUAUGAACAAAUUUCAUUGGAGGAGCAAACAAGUAUCAUGUCAUCGGGAAAAAAGGACACGCCGAUCUCUAGUGUUACAAAAACGGACCGGCCUAUAUAUCGCCAACAACCAGUACACUACCUUCACAUUCUGACAUAUUUACAUACAACACUAAACAAACCCCUCGCUCGGGACAUAAGCAAAAAGUUUAAUUUGACCGCAGGAGAGCAUUUGAAGACCUUUCCGCAAUAAGGCAUUUAAAGUGUGAGCUGCUCACCCGUAAGGUGUCCAGCAAGUUGAACCCUUAAGAUCAUUGUUUUAGGUAACUAUAAAGUCCUUAUCUAUCAAACGAUCAGUCGUCUCAAGAAGUAUUUUUUAAACAAAUAAACAAACGAUCAACUCUGUUAAAUCUAUAGUUUGAUCUACUGAUUCAAAAAAGGAGGUGCGAAAAGGUACCAACAACAGAAAAAUAGUGUAUAUUUUAUGUACGAAGAAAAGUGACCGCACCAGGAAAGUUCCUUUUCUGUUGAGAGCGUCAACUGUGGUUUUGCAAUAAUAACUAAUGGAUGUUUGUUGAUUGACGGUGAUGAUAAUGAAAACUACGGAAAUACAAAUAGGAAAUGUGGUUAAUGACAA